This is a messenger RNA of Hypanus sabinus (Atlantic stingray), 535 nucleotides long. It is a transcript of the gene ndufb2, whose product is annotated as NADH:ubiquinone oxidoreductase subunit B2. The transcript has 4 exons. NCBI's taxonomy places the organism in Eukaryota, Metazoa, Chordata, Chondrichthyes, Myliobatiformes, Dasyatidae. Gene Ontology annotation, cellular component: mitochondrial inner membrane. The record is from RefSeq and is a predicted model, not a curated record. Bases 70 to 378 code for a protein of 102 amino acids.
CUUGCGUGCUGUCCAAUAAGGCUGCGGCUUGCUGGGAGGUGCGGCAGCGGGCCGGAGACGGCGGACAUUAUGUCCUGGUGCGGAGUCGGGGCAGCGCUGCGGCGGGGAGUCCGGCUCCUGCAAGGUGGCGGGAGCAGAGGGAUUCUUCCCGUCAGAAGAGCUGGUGGUGGGGUCCACAUUGAGCCCCAAUAUCGACAAUAUCCAGAGUUGACCAAAAAGCAAGUGUUCCAGUCUGAGUUGCUCAGUGGUUUUAUGUGGUUUUGGAUAUUAUGGCAUCUGUGGCACGAUGCUGAUGCAGUCAUUGGUCACUUUCCUUAUCCUGAUCCCUCUGAGUGGACUGAUGAGGAGUUGGGCAUUCCUCCAAUUGAUGAGGAAUGACUUGAAUGUCUUUUUAAAAAAAGUGUUUUCUUCACUGAAUUUCUGGAGGAAUUCACCUGACACUUGAAGAAAUCACCCUUAUUGUAAAUUAAAUUGGAAUAAAUGUAUUACCUGCACAGUACUAAAACUUGGUAUUCUCUACUUUUUUAAGAUUACA